ACUAGCAUCAGCUCAACUCAUAAGAACAGAACCAACCCAGUUUGUUGCAGCUAAGUUCAUUCCUUUGUGUUUAGUUUGCUACUCCGAUCAUCACUUGUUUGCUGCUGAGAUCAUGGCAUUAGCUGUGGUAGGUGGUGCGCUCCUUUCUGCUUUCGUUGACGUUCUUUUUGAAAGACUAGCUUCACCUGAAGUUGUCAACUUGAUCCGUGGGAAGAAGCCUGACAAGUUGCUUCAAAAGGUGGAGAACCAGCUGAUAGUUGUUAGAGUUGUGCUUGCUGAUGCUGAGAACCGACAAAUCACAGACCCCAAUGUCAAAAAGUGGCUAGAUGUUCUCAAAGAUCUUGUCUACGAGGUUGAUGACUUACUUGAUGAAGUUUCUACUAAAGCUGCUGCUCAAAAGGAGGUACGCAAUUCCUUUUCUCGCCUUUUCAACAAGAGGAAGAUUGUUAGUAUUAGUAAGUUAGAAGACAUUGUUGAAAGAUUAGAUGAUAUUUUAAAACAAAAAGAGAGUCUUGAUUUGAAGGAGAUUCCGGUGGAGAGGAACCAACCAUGGAAAGCUCAGCCAACAUCUCUGGAAGAUGGAUAUGGUAUGUACGGUAGAGAUAAAGAUAAGGAUGCCAUAAUGAAGAUGGUGUUAGAGGAUGGCACUGAUGGUGAACAAGUUUCUGUGAUCCCUAUUGUAGGCAUGGGUGGGGUUGGGAAAACCACUCUGGCAAGAUCUGUGUUCAACGAUGACAAAUUGAAGCAGCAGAUAUUUGAUUUAAAGGCAUGGGUUUGUGUUUCUGAUAUAUUUGAUAUGGUGAAGGUCACAAAAACUAUGAUAGAGGAAAUUACCAAAAAGCCUUGUAAAUUGAGUGAUCUAAAUGCCCUCCAACUUGAGUUGACCGACAGAAUGAAGGGUAAAAGAUUCUUGAUUGUGUUAGAUGAUGUUUGGAUUGAGGAUUGUGAUAACUGGUGUAGUCUUACGAAACCAUUUCUAAGUGGGAUUUCGGGAAGUAAAGUUCUUGUGACGACCCGCAAUGAAAAUGUAGCGGCUAUAGUCCCUUUGCGUACUGUUAAAGUAUAUCAUCUAGACAAAUUGUCAAAUGAAGAUUGUUGGUUGGUGUUUGCAAACCAUGCAUUUCCUCUCCCAGAAGCCAGUGAGAAAAGAGGAACCCUAGAAAAGAUUGGAAAAGAGAUUGUUAAAAAGUGUAAUGGGUUGCCUUUAGCUGCACAGUCACUUGGAGGAAUGCUGAGAAGAAAGGAGGCUAUUAGGGAUUGGAAUAAUGUACUUGAAAGUGACAUUUGGGAACUUCCUGAGAGUCAGUGUAAAAUUAUUCCAGCACUCAGAAUUAGUUAUCAUUAUCUCCCUCCACAAUUAAAACGGUGUUUCGUUUAUUGCUCACUCUACCCCAAAGAUUGUCAAUUUAAAAAAGAUGAACUAAUUCAGCUGUGGAUGGCUGAAGAUCUUGUAAAAGCGGCGAAGAAAGGAAAGACUUUAGAAGAAGUUGGUCAAGAGUAUUUUGAUGAUUUGGUUUCGAGAUGCUUUUUCCAAUCUACAAGUCGGAGUUGCGGUGAUUAUUUUGUAAUGCACGACCUCAUUCAUGAUCUAGCAACAUUCCUUGGUGGGGAAUUCUAUUUCAGAGCAAAUGAACUUGGGAAAGAAACCAAAAUCGAUAGAAAGACUCGUCAUUUGUCAUUUACAAGAUUCAGUGAUCCAGUCUCGGAUAUUGAAGUUUUUGACACACUAAAAUUUCCAAGAACUUUCUUGUUGAUCAAUUAUAAAGACUCUCCAUUCAACAAUGAAAAGGCACCACGUAUUGUAGUCUCGAUGCUGAAAUACUUGAGAGUUUUAUCUUUCUGUGACUUUCGAAGUCUGUUUGCUCUGCCCGACACAAUUGGUGAAUUGAUCCAUUUGCGUUAUCUAAAUCUCUCUAAUACCGGUAUAAUAACUCUGCCAGAGUCAUUGUGUAAUUUGUGCAAUUUGCAAACUUUGAAGUUGUUCAGUUGCUUUAAUCUGACUAAGUUGCCUAGUGCCAUGCAAAAUCUUGUAAACUUGCGUCAUCUUGAAAUUCUUGAUAUCUUCAUAGAAGAGAUGCCUAAAAGAAUGGGGAAACUAAGUCAAUUACAGAAGUUGGAUUUCUAUAUUGCGGGCAAGCAUAUAGAGAAUAGCAUCAAAGAAUUGGGAGGACUUCCAAAUCUCCAUGGUUCGUUUUCUAUCGAGGAAUUGGAGAAUGUUACCAAAGGCGAAGAAGCAUUAGAGGCCAGGAUAAUGGAUAAGAAGCAUAUUACCCAUCUAUCCUUAGAAUGGUCUACAGGUAAUGACAAUAGCAUCUACUCCCAAAUUGAAUUAGAUGUACUCAGUAACUUACAACCUCAUCAAGACCUGGAAUCGCUUUCAAUAAAGGGGUAUAAAGGAACCAAAUUUCCGAAAUGGGUGGGAAAUUUGUCCUACCGCUACAUGACAAGUAUGAGUUUAUAUAAUUGUAAGAACUGUUGCAUGCUUCCUUCAAUGGGGCAACUACCAUCUCUCAAGCGCCUCUGUAUUGCAGACAUGAAUUCGGUGAAGACUAUUGAUGCAGGAUUUUAUAAGACGGAAGAUUGUUCAUCCGUGAUACCCUUCCCCUCCCUUGAGUGUCUAGAAAUUUUUCGCAUGCCUAGUUGGGAGGUGUGGAGUGCCUUUGGUUCAGAUGCUUUUCCUGUGCUUCGGGAUCUUUAUAUAUUUGAUUGCAUCAAAUUAAAGGGAGAUUUACCAAAUCAUCUUCCUGCUCUGCAAAGACUUAUCAUUAGAAAUUGCGAGCUUCUUGUUUCUUCUGUCCCAAGGGCUCCCACCCUUCGAACAUUGAAGAUUCGUAACAGCAACAAAGUAACGUUUCAUGAGUUUCCUCUUUUGGUGGAGAGUAUAGACGUAGAAGGAGGUCCAAUGGUGGAGUCCAUGAUGGAGGCCAUCACCAACGUCCAACCUACUUGCCUCCAAUCUUUAACAUUACAGAAUUGUUCCUCAGCCAUAUCAUUUCCAGGUGAACGUCUUCCUGCAUCGUUGAAAGCUCUGCUUAUGAGUGGUUUAAAGAAACUGAAAUUCCCAAUACAACACAAACACGAAUUAUUGGAAUCACUAUCAAUAAUGAAUAGUUGUGAUUCGCUCAUGUCUCUUCCAUUGGCUACCUUUCCAAAUCUCAGUAGUCUUAAAAUCAAAGACUGUGAAAAUAUGAAAUCACUUUUGUUGUCAGGGUCAGAUUCGUUGAAGAGUCUGAGCUAUUUUCAGAUUAGCAACUGCCCCAACUUUGUAUCAUUUCCCGAAGAAGGAUUGUCUGCGCCCAAUUUGACUCUUUUCCGUGUUUAUGGUUGUGAGAAGUUGAAGUCCUUGCCUGAACAGAUGAGAACUCUUCUCCCAAAGAUGGAAUAUCUUAACAUAUCCAACUGCCAACAAAUAGAGUCAUUCCCUGUAGGGGGUAUGCCACCUAACUUGAAAACAGUUGAGAUCAGCAAUUGUGAGAAACUAGUGAGCGGUAAAGCAUGGGUAUGCACGGACAUGGUUACCUCUCUCAUUGUGUGGGGUCCAUGUGAUGGCAUCAACUCCUUCCCAAAGGAGGAUCUGCUCCCUCCCUCCCUUGUGUCUCUGCAUCUAUGUGAUUUGUCAAGUUUGGAGACGUUGGAGUGCAAGGGCCUUCUCCAUCUAACGUCGCUACAAGAAUUGCGUAUUCAAAAUUGUGAAAAGCUGCAGAAUAUCGCUGGAGAAAGAUUGCCUGUCUCUCUAAUAAAAUUAAUCAUAGUGGGAUGUCCACUACUGCAAACACGAUGCCACAGUAAGGACCGUGAAAUUUGGUCUAAGAUCUGCCAUGUCCGUGGGAUAAAGAUUGACGGUAGAUGGAUUUAACUAGCAAGGAUGAUGAACAGUUAGUCUGUGUGGUCAAUGCCAAUAUUCUGCUUAGCAUUGUGGUGAAAUUGAACAUGGUUGAAAGGAGUGGCAUUUGAAAUGCUGAAAAUAGACUGUACAUGUUGAAAGGACUGAACCUACUGUACGCUAACUCAAAUGCACUGAAUGAGAAAGAAAGGAAUCUUCCAUUCAGGGCUUUUGAUGCAAAAGAUCAGAGUAGAAGUUAUGGUUUCAUCAGUCAUACAUGAUUUUACUCGUAUAAGGGAAGCUUCAGCACCUAUGGAUUGAGUUCUGGCAUGUAAAUUCUAUCUUUAUAGCCAAUUCAAAUGACAUAUUUAUGGAAGGUCAAAUAAAUUUUGGGAUGAAACUUCGCUACAA
Molecule: messenger RNA, 4234 nt
Organism: Vigna unguiculata (cowpea)
Lineage: Eukaryota; Viridiplantae; Streptophyta; Magnoliopsida; Fabales; Fabaceae
Product: putative disease resistance RPP13-like protein 1
Molecular function (GO): ADP binding
Source: RefSeq, a predicted model, not a curated record